AUUUUGAAAUCUCUAAUUGAAAUCACAAUAAUAAAUAUACUAUGAUGGAUAAUUGUGUGGUUUGUUUGUCAACAAAUGACGAUAGAUAUUCCCGGAUUAAUUCUCAAUCUAUUGAGUGGCAAAAAUGUAGAAUCCAUUGUAUUAUUAAAAAACAUUUGUGGUGGUGGUAUAUGAAACAAUCACCAGCCGAUGGCUCAUCAUGGAUUUGUUGUAAAUGCUGGCAAGAGCUGUCUAACUUUCAUGCAUUUUAUCUGAAGGUAAAAAACGUACACAAACAAUAUGAUCUACUAAAGUGGCCGCAGCUUAAAGGUGGUACUAAGGAUAAUAUUGAAUAUGUCGCUAACACAAUGUUUUUGUAUCCAGUAAAAGAAGAAUUUAAGAUAAUUGAUAACACCCUAGAAACAACACUAAAAGAAGACUUGGUGUCUUUGGACAUGUUUAAGAAAAAUAAUCCAAAUAACAAUUCAGCAGUAAUUAGUGAAAGUAUAGAAAUAAAUGAACUGCCUGCAUUACAAUCUGUUAAAGAUGAACAUUUACUGGGAAAUAGUGAUGAUGAUGAAAUAAGCAAUAGUGUGAGUAAUGAUUCGUGUGGUAAUAAUUGGGAUGUCAAUAUUGAUAGCAAUGAAACAACUACAACGAAGAAGCAAAAAGAAACAAUUAAAAAACAUCAACUUAAGUCUCAAAGGAUUUCACACAAAAUCCCUAAAAAACAACUAUCUCCAACUAAGAAUAUCGAUUCCCGGGCAAAAUUAGAAAUAACACGAAUGAAUGAUGAAUACUUAGCACAAAGUAAGUAUAAACUUUUUUGUCAUCUUUGCAAUAUACCCCUAAAAGAUUUCCUAAAACUGAAAACCCACUAUCGCCUUGAACAUCAAACUCUCGGCUAUGCACUGUGUUGUAAUAAAAAAUUUUACAAUCGUGGACCACUGGCCGAUCAUUUGCGAGUCCAUGAAAAUCCAAAUUAUUUUAAAUGUACAAUUUGCCAACGUAUUUUGGCGCAUCGCUUGAGCUACGAAAAUCAUCUUGAAUUUCAUAAACAGGCGAACAAGACGCGUGAAAGAAUCUUUCGGUGUGAGAAAUGUGAUAAAUCAUUUUUUAAAAAAGCAGUCUACGAUCGUCACAUACUGUCACAUGUUCCCGAAGAGGAUCGGAAAUUUCAAUGCGAUGAAUGUGAUAAGAAAUUUGCAGCCGAAUAUUUGGUGAACCAGCACAAAGCUUUCGCUCAUCUAAAUAAAUACGGAAAAAUAUGCGAUAUUUGUGGUAAAACAUUUCGUGAACGUUUCUCUUUCACACGCCAUAUGGCUGAACAUAAUGGUAAACCGCUUGAAAAAGUCCCAUGUGAUAUUUGCGGAGUCGAAUUGACCAGUAAAUAUCUAUUGAAUCGUCACAAGAAAAAAAUGCACACAGAAGAAAAUCAACAAGAGCAAAGAUGUCCCUACUGUUCCAAGGUAUCACCAAAUAUGCAUGCCCAUCGUCAACACGUAAACUAUGCACAUACCAUGGAACGUAAACAUGCUUGCAACAUGUGCGAGAAGAAAUUUAAACGUCCUCUCGAAUUGAGAGAACACUUAAGUACUCAUACCGGUGAGCCAUUGUAUACUUGUCCCCAUUGUACGCGAACAUUUAUUUCAAGUGCAAAUAUGCAUAAACAUCGUAAAGCAGCCCAUCCCAAGGAAUGGCAAGAAUCAAGAUUAAAAAAAUUAAAUGAUCAAAAAUUGAGAGAACUAACAAUUAAAGAACAUUUAAAUCGCAGUGCCACCACAAAUGAUGACGUUGCGACUGCUUUAGAAUGUUCUGAAGGAAAUGGUAUGGUGAGAUAACUAAAGGUUUGCUCUUAAGGAAAUUAGUUGUGUAUUGAUAUUGUAAAGUGUAAAUAUACUGGUACAUACAUAUGUAUGUACAUAGCUCAAUAAAUUGUUAAUAUUUUUAU
Lucilia sericata (common green bottle fly) is the source of this 1930-nucleotide messenger RNA. RefSeq names its product transcription factor grauzone-like. NCBI's taxonomy places the organism in Eukaryota, Metazoa, Arthropoda, Insecta, Diptera, Calliphoridae. Bases 42 to 1820 code for a protein of 592 amino acids. The record is from RefSeq and is a predicted model, not a curated record. Gene Ontology annotation, molecular function: zinc ion binding; DNA-binding transcription factor activity. The transcript has a single exon. Gene Ontology annotation, cellular component: nucleus.